UAAAAGUGUAAAACCAUCAACAUAAAUAUUUUAAAACUUGAUUUUUUGUCAAAAUUAUUAAUAUGUCUCAAAGAAACCUUACUGAGUUAUUUUUCAUGCUUCGGAACAACGUAUUGCAUAGUAAAAACAUUUACUCAGACACCGACAACUUACAAACUGUUGGCUUGCUAGAUCGACAAUCGGGGGAAAGCAGUAAUUUCAUUGAACAGCCAACUUGGAUCUGCAAGUACGACGAGGCUCAGUAUCUUUUGUCCAAGAUUAAGUCUCGCGUUAAUGAUCUUCUACGUGUGCAAAAUUCUACAGCGCGUUCUGUACUUAGUGAAAGUCGUGAAGAUGAGUUGAAGGUUCAAGAAUAUGCUAAGGAUAUUUAUAAGCUGAUCGGAACUUGUCACAGUCAUGUAAAAUCACUAAGCUCAUCUACUAAAGCCAACAACCGUUUGGAAAUUAUUUUGCUACAAAACGUCGAGAAAAACUUACUUAUGGCAUUGCAGAAUAUUACGGACAGAUUUCGACAAAAUCAAACAUCUUUUAUUGAUGAGCAAAAUAACAUGGAGCAAAAAUCGAAAAUAUUUUUUGACAACAUCUCCACGAACAUUGAAUCGAUUGGAAACAACGUGGAUACAUUCGACAAUUUUCUAAAUAUGGAUGUUCCGUCGUCGUCGUCGUCAAGAGGUGGAGCUUACAGCGCGAAUGAUGACGAUGAUAGGCUUGACGAAUACUUUCAACUUCCCGCUUCGGGGCUGUCUAUCAACCAGAAGCAGUUGAUGCUUAUAGAAGCUGACAACACAAAAUGAUCCAGAGCCGAGAGCAGGAGGUUAACACAAUUGUGAACAAAAUAGUGGACUUGAAUACAAUUUUCAAAGAUCUGGCCCACCUAGUUCAGGAGCAAGGCACAAUUUUGGACAGAAUCGAUUACAACGUAGAGUCAA
Culex quinquefasciatus (southern house mosquito) is the source of this 929-nucleotide messenger RNA. RefSeq lists its product as uncharacterized. Gene Ontology annotation, cellular component: membrane. Gene Ontology annotation, biological process: vesicle-mediated transport. The transcript is spliced from 5 exons. NCBI's taxonomy places the organism in Eukaryota, Metazoa, Arthropoda, Insecta, Diptera, Culicidae. Bases 63 to 794 code for a protein of 243 amino acids. The record is from RefSeq and is a predicted model, not a curated record.